Molecule: messenger RNA, 3938 nt
Organism: Asterias rubens (European starfish)
Lineage: Eukaryota; Metazoa; Echinodermata; Asteroidea; Forcipulatida; Asteriidae
Product: macrophage mannose receptor 1-like
Exons: 24
Coding region: 131-3403 (1090 amino acids)
Molecular function (GO): signaling receptor activity
Source: RefSeq, a predicted model, not a curated record
UUAGUUACCAUCUUGGCUGGGAUGUGAUGGUACAAAGAUUCUGGGCGUGAAUGUAGAAUAAAACCAUAGUCGAGGCCAUGUAUCCAUCCAUUGUCUGCUGCACCAUUUCAAAUAAGGACAGGGUAAGACAAUGGCUCUCCUCCACUGCUUGCUGGGUGUCCUAGCCCUCACGGCAACAGUUCCAUCUGUACUUGGUUUAGGCUGUCCUGCGACAUGGUACCACAUCGGAGACAAGUGUUUCCAGCUUGUUACGGAUACCCCUGCAGUAUGGACAGCGGCUAAUGCACAGUGUAAGGCUAAUGAUGCCAGAGCUACACUUGCAGUGGUUAAUGACUACAUCACACAAGCUGUUAUCGUGAGCUUGAUGAAAGGCGUCAGUGGGGAUGUUUACAUCGGUCUUCGUAAAACGCCGGAAAAUCCCUCAUUCCAGUAUCCAAAUGGAGAGAUUUAUUCGUACCAGCGAUGGGCCGUUAACGAACCUGAUGGCAACGUUUACCUGACAAACAAGGAAUUUUGUGUAGUCUUGGAUAAUAGCAACUAUCAGUUACCUGGUCGCUGGUAUGAUGUGCCCUGCUCAGAAUCCCACUUGUUCAUCUGCAGUAUGCCUCUAGAUCCGGAUUCAGACACCAACUAUCCCCAACCAGGUGUGCAGUGCCUGACUAACUUUGCGGCGUACGGGACGUCGUGCUUCGGUGUGUUCGGAGAGACGGAUUUGGAUUCCAAGACAUUCGACGAAGCGCAGUUAGAGUGUAACAAAUAUGCUGGUUCAUCAGAUUUGGAUGUGAGCCUAGCGACCCUCGUCGAUGGAUAUGACUCCGCGUUGUUGAACGUCAUAAUGUAUGCUAAGAAUGUUGACUCUGCAUGGAUUGGUUUCAAGAAAGGAUCAGAGGGUGCUUUCGAAUGGCAAAGUGGCUACCCAGUAGUGUACACCAACUGGGGCCCUGAUGAGCCCAGUGGCGGGUCGGGAGAAGGAUGCGUCAAGGAAAACAAAGAGGGCUUUUGGGAUGAAACCACCUGCCUUGACAAGUCAGCGUAUGUUUGCAGAUAUGACUUCCCACAUCUUCUAGUUCCAACUUCACCCCCUGACAUUGAUACCCCAUGUCCUACUGAUGCUAGUUGGGUAUCCUUUGGCUCCUACUGUUACUUAUUCCCCAGUACUGAAGCCCAGUGGGGUGAAGCCAACUUCAAUUGUAUGCAAGAACAUGGUGCUUCCCUUGUGAGCAUCUCUUCAGUAUCGGAGAAUCAGUUUGUUUAUUCAAACUCUAGACAUCCAUCAGGAACUGACAACUACAUGUGGAUUGGGCUGACGAGACAGCAGAAUACAGCAGGGGAUUGGGGAACGUUUGGUUGGGUUGAUGAAUCCGUGUACAAUUACGCCUUGUGGACCAAAGGAGAGCCAGACGGGAACAGAGAGGGCGCUCUGGAAUUCUGCACCGCUAUGUCCACGGCCUCUGGGGGAGCGUGGAAAGAUGAUGUAUGCUAUACUAAGUAUCAGUAUGCUUGUAAACUGAGAAAACAAUCUGGGGGAGGUUACAAAUCAACACAAUGCGUCGGUGACACAGAGAAUCAACUAGUAGCUGAGGGCAACUUUUGCUACCUUCCUAGUAUGGCGCUCGUCUCUCCCAGACGUGCCACCUGGAAUGAAGCAGAGAACGCAUGUAGGUCCAAAGGUGCUUACCUGGUGUCGAUCCAAAGUGAUGAGGAGCAGAGCUUAGUCAGCAAGCUGGCCUACGGCUUAACCCAGAGCUAUUGGAUUGGUCUGAGAGAAAAGCAGCAAUCUGGAGAGUUUUUGUGGAGUGAUGGAUACGCUGGUGAUUAUAAGAACUUUCCGGAAGAAGGGCCGGGGGAUUUGAAGGGAGAGGAACAGUGUACGGAUCUGCUCGUUUGGAAAGAGGGACAGUGGGGAACAUCAGCAUGUGGAAACAUCCUUCCCUUCAUAUGCAAGAGAGAGAACAAGGCAGUCACCGUUAUCAAUCCCCUUCCUGGACUUCCGACCACGGGGAACUGCCCCAAAAACUACUUCAAACUAGGCUCCAAGUGUUUCAUUCUGAAAGGUGUUCAAGACAACGAGCGAAAAAAUUGGAUCGACGCCAGGGAUGAUUGCCAGAAGCAGAGUGGAGGAACUCUCGCUACUAUUUCUAAUUAUGGUGAACAAGCCAUCUUGACCUCAAUCAUCAAAGUUUUGGAGCGUGAGAUGGACAUGUGGAUUGGGUUGAACAGCAUCGGUAUCCACUACCAGUACCAUUGGACCGACGAGACUCCAUUAGACUUCACUCAGUGGAUGGAAGGUGCUCCGGACAGCUUCCAGCCGAUCGAUGACCCUGACUCCAAUACGUGCGUGGUCAUGAUGAACGCUGCUGAAUCUGCCGGUUUAUGGAAUGACGUACAGUGCUCUAUUGAAAGAGCUUACCUCUGCCAGGCACCAGUAGAUCCAAGCAAUCCCAACACUCCUGCACCAAUUCCUCCAGGCAGUUGUCCCAAUUCCAAAUUCACCUCCUAUUUUGAUACCUGUUUGAAUGCAGAGACCUCUAUGAUGUCGUUUGACGAUGCUAGAAAGAAAUGUAAAGAUGCCGGCGCUGACUUAAUCUCAACCUAUGAUCAGUACGAGGUGGCGUUCCUUGCUGCAUCUCUGUAUCAAGAUGGGCUGGAACCAGAUGGUGAAGGAUGGAUUGGAUUAAAACGCAACAAGGACACUGGUGUUUUUGAAUGGGUGGACAAUUGGCCACUAACCUUCACUAAAUGGGACAACGAUGAACCAAAUAAUAACAACGGAGACUGUGUAGCUGUGGAUAGGAGGGGCAAAUGGGCCGUACGAGAUUGCAGCGCGAAAAAAUACUCCUUCUGCGAGUAUCCUAACAUUAAACCCACUAAGGCCCCAAAGGUGAGCCGAGAUGGUUGCCUAAGGAACUACGUCGCCCUCCCCGACAGUGAUUUCUGCUACAACUUCAAGACCGACAUGACCAAAAUCCCGCUAUCCUCCGGAGAUUAUUUUUGCAAUCGUGACUUCAGCGGUAGAUUACCCAGCAUUCAUAGCAAAGCUGAAGAGGACUUUGUCAGGGCGGAGGCCAAGAAGGUCUUUGGGAGCAACGCCCUCGUGUGGUUGGGUCUGGACCGUGCUAAGAAUGGAAGGAAUCGCUGGAUGGACCGCACCCUCCUGGAUUACGUCAACUGGAUGGACGGCGAGCCAGACGGUGACGAUGACGACAAUGUCUGCACUGGACUCAAUGUUGAGGGAGGCUGGAUGGAUACUGAUUGUACUGUCGCAGCCAACUACAUAUGCAAAUCACCCAAAUUUUUGAAGCCUCCAACAACUGGCACCAGUGGAGCUGCCCAAUUAUCUAUCUCUGGACUAACUGUUCUUCUUUUGCUUGCUGUUUCUACCAUCUGGAACAUCAGACGUUAGAGGAGGUUCCCCGUCUCCUUCAAGCCUCAACACAUGACUCAAUUAAUAAGAGCCAGACUCCACAAAGUAAAAGGAAAACACACAUAUUCCAUAUCACCUUUCACAGUCUCUACGUCCUGUGUUUCAUUUUUGUAACUUUUAUUUAUGAUGAAAUCUUUAUAGAUUAAAACGGAUUAGGACAUAAUUUGAUCCAUUGAUCGUGGAUUUCUUACCAUAGAACUGUUGUUUAUAGGGCACCGUAAGAGCAGAAUUUCGUGGUAAGCAGACGUUUUGCUGGUGCGUGUGCCUACUCCACAUUAAAGGAACACGUUGCCUUGGAUCGGACGAGUUGGUCUAUAUAAAGCGUUUGUAACCAUUUAAAAAAAAAAUGCAUAUGGUUGGAAAGAUGUUUUAAAAGUAAAAUACAAUGAUCCACACAAGUUUUCCACGAAAUUGCGUGGGUAUCCUUUUACUGUACAAACUAACACGUUCGGCCAUUUAUGGGAGUCAAAAAGUGUACUCCCAUAAAUGGCUGACCGUGUUAGUCGACGAGGUA